Messenger RNA from Didymella exigua CBS 183.55, 561 nucleotides. RefSeq lists its product as uncharacterized. The annotation marks the transcript as partial. Lineage: Eukaryota; Fungi; Ascomycota; Dothideomycetes; Pleosporales; Didymellaceae. The record is from RefSeq and is a predicted model, not a curated record. The transcript has a single exon.
CUCUCCACCGCCCUGCAAGCUGGCCUUGCGGCCGCAUUGGGCAACGCGGUCGUGAGCAACCGCUGCAACUACGACAUCUGGCUCUGGAGCGUCCAACAGGGGUCCUCCUCUGGUCCAGUCCAAGUUCCUGCUCGUUCUAAGUACACUGAGGCCAUUCGCAGCGCCUGCGAGGGCUGCGGUUCCUCGCUCAAGAUCAGUAAGAGCGAUCAGUUGGUAGACGGGCAACAGACACAAUUCGAGUACAGCAUUGCCGAUAGUAGCAUCUGGUACGACAUCUCUUUCGUCGAUUGCGCAAACGGCGAGGAUGCGAGCUCCUGUCCAGGCCAUGAUGAAGGCCUUUCGAUAGUUGGCUCCACCUCGGCCUGCGAAACUGCCAACUGCGCCGCUGGAAGCUAUUGCCCAACGCAGAUCUACUACGUCGAUGUUCCGACGCAGAAACUGGGUCUUGCAGACCCAGUAUUUGGUUGCCCUGGCCAAGGUACCGAUAUGGAUCUUUAUAUGGACUUGUGCAGCGGCGAGGCUUCCCUGAAGCGCAGCAUUGCUGGCAGGAUUGCUGUUGAC